Messenger RNA from Trypanosoma theileri, 741 nucleotides. RefSeq lists its product as uncharacterized. Gene Ontology annotation, cellular component: nucleus. NCBI's taxonomy places the organism in Eukaryota, Euglenozoa, Kinetoplastea, Trypanosomatida, Trypanosomatidae. The transcript has a single exon. Bases 1 to 741 code for a protein of 246 amino acids. The record is from RefSeq and is a predicted model, not a curated record.
AUGGCGGGAAAAAAAGGUGGACAAGCAGCAAACGUUUUUGCGCACCCCAACUCGCGAAAGGUAAAGCAAAUUCAGCGCCAAACGCGUCGGGGUGAAAGAAUAAAUAAACAAGAAAAAAAAUUACACUCUCAGGAACUUCUUGAAGCUAUGCGUUUUUUCUGGUUCAGGGAACAAUGUUUGACCCUGGGACGUCUUCGUUCCGCCUUUACCCCUGAGGAAUCUCAGGCACUGACGACACUUUAUUUGAGUAGAAAUGAUGAGGAAAUUGCGUCCCUAAAGUCUCUACGCAAUCCUCCUCUCGGUCGCAUCAAAACGAUAGAAGCUUUAAAAACGAGUGAGUUUGACGCAUUUCAUUCUUCCAAAGGGAUUGUCAUUCCUAAUAUUGCGGAUGAGGAUAAUGUUGAAAUACUUACAGAGAUAUGGGACGGACGUGCAGAUACCGUUACUGUCGUACCACGUUGCUCUUUGUCAUUUAAUUCAUCUUUUUCUACAAAAGUAACAGCCAUAUUGGAAGAUUUAAAAGAAAAACUAAAACCUAUAGAUCAAGUUCGAGAGGAGGCCACAUCAGUUGCACCAAAGAAGAUGUUGAAGUUCCUAAAACAGAAACGUACACAAUCAGUAAAGAAAAUUGACAAAUUUGAAGAAGUGGCAUUACGUUCCAAGACGCGAGCCGCUGCAGGACAGCAGAAACGUUUAAAAGAAGCCCGAAAGGCUGUAGUAAAUUCAAAACGAGCCGAUUAA